Biomphalaria glabrata is the source of this 5245-nucleotide messenger RNA. RefSeq names its product CDK5 regulatory subunit-associated protein 3-like. The transcript is spliced from 14 exons. Gene Ontology annotation, biological process: regulation of cyclin-dependent protein serine/threonine kinase activity; regulation of mitotic cell cycle. The record is from RefSeq and is a predicted model, not a curated record. The coding region runs from base 215 to 1789 and encodes 524 amino acids. Lineage: Eukaryota; Metazoa; Mollusca; Gastropoda; Planorbidae. Gene Ontology annotation, cellular component: endomembrane system.
CCAACUUAGUUUAUAUACAUGUUAAUAGAUCAGCAUUUAAAAAAACACUAUCUAUUAGAGCUAAUUUACGAAACGAAAUAAAAAUCUAAUUUUCUUUUCUAACUUUAUUUAGAUUUAUUUGACACAUAUGGUUGUUUUGUGAAUGAAAAUUUCUUUUAUUUUGUCAAUAACAAAGAACUUUAUAGAUUACUAAUUUGUGCGCAGCGGCAAUAAUAUGACACAGCAAUCUCUUGAGACUCUUCCCAUUGACAUUCAUUAUAACAAAUUGCUAGAUUGGCUUGUAAAUCGUCGACAUUGCACUCAACAAUGCCAGGCUAUCCUAACAGCUAUCAGAGACAAAAUUAAUAAAGCCAAGGAAGCUACCACUCAAGAAGCUAUCAAGAAGAAUGAUAUUGAAGAUCUUUUGGCCAAUCCAAACUUGAAUUAUUUUCAAAUCAAACAACUAUUUGAACUCCUGAAAUCUACUGAGAUUGGUGCAACAAAUUUCCUUGGCCAGUAUACUUCCCCAGCAAUGAAGAUGUGGGCUGAAAUUCUCAAGUUAUAUGAAAAAGAUGGAACAUAUCUUGUGGAAAUAGCUCAACUUAUCGUUCGCAAUGUCAACUAUGAAGUACCUGCCAUAAAGAAACAGAUCAACAAAUGUCAACAAACUCAAAAGGAAUGUAUGAGAAAAGAAAAAGAAUAUGCUGCUAACUCUGCUGAUUUACACAAGCAAUAUGUAGCUGCCUGCAAACAACUAGGAAUUGAGGGUAAGAAAAUCAAAACAGAAAUGUCUGAACUUGUGAAAGAUCUUCCCUCUGAACUGAACAAGUUUGCUGAGUCAGCCAAAACUCUGAAUGAUGCUGUCACUUUUUAUGAUAAGUUUACGGAUUUUAUUUCAAACAAUCAAAUCAGCAGUGAAAACUUGAAGCUACUUAAGUAUGUUCUUAGUAAAGGUAACACUACAACCUACGAAUGGAGGACAGGGAAGAAGCCAAAUAAAAUUGUACAUCAAGAUAUAUUGAUAGACUUGACCGAUGAAUCUGAAAAUACCAAAGAUGCCAGUGAUGCUAUUAUAGACUGGGGUGCAACAGAACCUGCUGACACCAUUAACUUUGAUGUGAGUGGUAUUGAUUUUAACCUAGGGGACAUAACAGUGGAAAGUGGAGGAGUCUUAGCUGUUGAUGGAGAUAUUGUAUUGGAGAAUCCAGACAUUGAUGCCAUAGACUGGGGAGCAGUUGGAGAUGUAUCCACAACAGAGUCAAGUUCCAACAUUCCUUCCACGGAGUCUGACAUUGCCACUGGGAAAGAUGCACUAAGUGUGAUUGAUAACCCAGAAACCAGAAACACCUUUAUUGAUGAUUUACUAGAGUUGAAAGCUUUUUUGACUCAGCGUUUACAUGAGUUAACACAUUACAAAGGUGAUGGAAGUCAUAUGGCGUCUGCUCCUAGUGACAUUCACAUGAAUGUUAACAAGGUUACAGAAAUGCUUUCUAAGGUGAAGGACAUAAUUGAUAAGUUAACCUCUGUCCAACUUCAACACCUUCUGUUAAUAAGAGAUUCCCCCAGAUAUGUGGACCGUUUAAAAGAUUCCCUGAAACAUAAACUAACGCUGGCUGACAAAAUGAUGCUGAGUGAAAAGGAGAUGGUGGCUACCAGAAAUGAAGCCAUCCAGGAAGAGAAAGAACUUGAGCCCCAGCUAGACCAGUUGAAGAAGCAAACAAAGCUACUCAAGAAACAACUAGAAAAUGAAAUUUCUAAAAAGUACAAUGAUAGGAAAGUCAACAUCAUUGGUGAGAUCAAUACAUUGUGAGAGACUGCUACAUUCAUUUGCAUCAGUUGGAUAGGCAAGGGCAGGAUCAAAGGCAGAAUACAUUUAUGAAAAAAAAAAUUUUUCAUUCAAUUUUCUCAACAGAAAUUUAAAAAAAAAAAUCAUUAUUUGUAAUCAUGUUCAACAUCAGCACUAUUACUGUGUACAGUAAUAUCUAGAUGUUUGAUUGUCAACUUUUUGACAAAUGUCAUGCAGAUGCAUUAUUUGUAUCUUUUUUUUUUCACCUUAGCAUAUAUCUCUGUGAUUUGUUUCUUGCAAUGUUAUCAUUGUAUAAUUAAUAUUAUAUUAUUUACUUGUUUAUUGGGGAUCAAGGGGACCUUUACAAUUAUGGAAGAUGAUAAAAACAAAUAAACAUUUACAAUUUAAUAAGAGUUUAUGUUAAAUUAAUGUUUAUUUUUUUAAAAAGUCAAACAUACAUUCAAUAUUUUACAAAAACAAUUCCAAAGGUCACAAGUUUUGGUAUAUACAGCUUGAAUAAACAUCCCUGUUUCAGUUAGAGACCAUAAACACAAGACAUUUCUAGUAAACUAAGUUCGUAACAGACAACAUUUCUAGUAGACUGACAAUUACUAGGCCUACUACAGUGGAAACAACAUUUAUUCCAUAAGAAUAUACAAAUAUUGAGAAUCCUGUGUAUUAUUCUAAAUAUUGAUAUUAAUUAAUAUAAAAAGAUCAUUCGACUUGGACUAAAUGGAAAAAAAUAUAAUACAGUAAAAAUUAAAUUUAUAAAAAUUAAUUAAGAACAAUAGACUAAAAUAUUAAUAUUUUAAUGAAUCUAUUACAUAUUAAGGAUAGUCUCAGACAUAAAAUGUGAGUUCAAAGUAAUAAAGAGACAGUACUUUUGAAGCUUCAUUACAAACCUGGAUACCUGGCAUAAUAGGAGGACAAAAAGAAAAAUAGAAGAAAAUUCAACAUGUUCCAAUGAAGUCUUGUUGUUAGCACUAGAACCAAGAGAAUAAACACUUGGAGCAAUACAUAAUGUUAGGAAUGUUGCACAGUUAGCAAAUAAAUAAAUGCACACAAAAGUGCUUCCAUCUCGAGGGUAAAUAAUUAUGCAGUUAGUAAAAAGUAAAUUUAAAAUAAAAUACUUCAAUAGCCUAUGCACUGACUCAUAAAUGACAAAAGUUUCUAAUUUGUUCUUUACAAGUAAUAUUUUCAAACAUGUUUUUCUAUUGACAUUCUUAUGACCCAACUUUUAUAACAGCACAUUUACAAACAAAUAUUACAAUUCUAAGACCCCUGAAAAGAAAAUUGAUGACAACUUUAAACUAGUGUGUCUAAACAAGAGUUACAAAAAACAAAUAAAAAAAAUUUACUAUAAAUAAAUAUGUUGAAGUAAAAUCCAGCAGCUAAGAACUCAACUGGCUAAUGUUGUUUCUUGUGGUAAAGUACUUUACAUAGACUUUGAAAUUAUUAAGUUUUGUAGAAACAUUUUGUUAAAAAACAUUGCUUAAAGCCAAUCACAGAAAUAAUAUAAAUAGCAACAUUGUGCAAUUAAGUACCAUACUAUGUAUCAAAGGCAGUAUCAAUCUUUUUUUUUUUUUCAUAAUUUUUAUAAAAAAAAAACUGUACCCACUUUAUAAUUCAACAGGAUUGUAGCAUGAUGAACAUUACUUCUAUAUCAUUAAUUUGACGAAAAUAAACAGCUUAUAAGUAUUUCAUAUUGAAUGUAGCUUUCAAGUUUAAUCUCAUAAACCUUGUAACUCAAUCCAGAAGAUUGAAUAAUGUUGCGAACUUGAAAAAGUACAAAGCUUGCUGUUUAGCUUCUUUCGAGUUCCCCAUUUCAAUUCUUAACUGCGACCAGAAAUAUUAUUUCAAGACCCCUGGCAGCCAGAGAUUUUAUUUUAAGAUGGUACAAAAUGCUCUAUCAGCCACUUCAUCUGACAUGGACCCAGUGCUUACCAAUAAAGAUUUGGCCAUUUAAUAUAAUGGCAAUGCCUUCAAUUCUAAAGAUGAAGGAUGAGUGCAGUGUUUCAAAUGGCUAUGCAAACCCAUUUGUGACCUGCAUAUUUUUCCAAAUCUGAUGCAAACAAAGCCUUUAUUUGACAGGGGUCUAUUUUUCUUUACAUCUUCUGCACCUGUCCUCUACAAGGGCUUUCCUCUGGGUCUCAAAUGCAUAAUGCCUUUGUGAAAGCUCUCCAGUAGUGGAUUAAUCUAGUCACUGGUACAGGCACACAUGUAACAAAACCAUUUUUAUAGGCCGCAGCUGUGAUGCUCCAAUCAAGACUGAUAAGACAUACCAUCACAGAUGAAGUUUACUUUGUCUGCAUAACUGACUACAAAUAACAAAAUGUACAUGUAUAUGUGACUAUACAUCUAAUCAAUCCAAUGUGAUAAGAUUUGAUGUCUGAGCACAUAAAGACUAAGAAACAACAAUGGAAUGGAUGUGGAAGAGGAAAGAACAUUAUCAACACUGACAAUGAAAUAAUGUUUUAUUAAACUAUAUAAUAGCAGGAAGAAUAAAGUAGAUAUUGUAAUAAUGCCAAGUAAUAAAUCUGUGUAGAAAUACAAAAGUUAUUAUGUAACAAGGCACAGCCACUGAUAAAUUUUGACAUCACACAGGAGCAAUGCAAUGAUUCUAUAUAUUCAAAGAAGAUUUAAAUGAUUAUAGGAUGGACAAGGCAAGUCUUUGACCUUUUUAUUCCAGGAAUGUUUUCCCAGAUAUGAAAAGGUAGCAUGGUACAUUUAGUGAAAUAAAUAUUUUUAUACAAGUCAAGCAAUCAAAUAAUAUAUUGCAAGUUAAGUGUACGCACAUUUUUGUUAAACUUAGUAAUAAUGAGGAGAAAAAAAAAAUUCAUUGCUUAAAAACAUUUUAAUUUAACACAAGAAUUAUACAAUUUAAGGCAGAAUUCUAUACUUAAAGCAAAUGUCCCUAGCCUAUGCAAUGUAGAAAUUUUUUUAACAGUUAUUGUUGCUGCAUGUUCAUGUUAACUGUACAAAGUAAAAGUACCCCCUUUCAGACCUUGUGAUCUAUGUAGGCAGAUGAUGUAAAGCUCAUCUGUUUCUAUGAAAAAUGGUUGUUACUGAUGUCAUGUAGCUAGAACAAUGACCGACACCUUUACUUCCCCUAUGUAUAUCAGAUACCUACAAGAGUUAACUCCAGAGCGCCCUAAAAAUCCUGAAGUUCCAAAUGCCAGACUGAGAUUAGAAGUCAAGAGGCCUCAGUUUGGAAGUCAAGCACUUUACCAAGCUGCCACUAAAAUCCACAUUGACUGGACUGUCAGUAAAAUUGUGUUAACAAGUGGAAAAAAAAAGCUUAAAUGCAUUACAUGUUUAUAUAAUACUGUACAUAUUUAAUUUUGUAAUAUAGUAUGACCUUUGCUUUAUGAUGACAACCUCUUAAAAUAGAAUUAGUUUUAACUAAAACCAACGUUCCUAAUUUCAAGUAGUUCAGAGCCAUGCAGACAUUCUACAGCAAUUGUUGUAACAAAUAGCACU